Molecule: messenger RNA, 1870 nt
Organism: Neomonachus schauinslandi (Hawaiian monk seal)
Lineage: Eukaryota; Metazoa; Chordata; Mammalia; Carnivora; Phocidae
Gene: MTA3
Product: metastasis associated 1 family member 3
Exons: 17
Coding region: 252-1847 (531 amino acids)
Biological process (GO): negative regulation of transcription by RNA polymerase II
Cellular component (GO): NuRD complex; nucleoplasm
Molecular function (GO): chromatin binding; histone deacetylase binding; transcription corepressor activity
Source: RefSeq, a predicted model, not a curated record
GCCCAGGGAGUGGGUUCCGUUGGCAGGGAUUAUUUUAAACUGCUACCAUCAAUUCACACGACAUCCGACACCGGCAGCCAGCCCGCGCGGUGCCCGCCAGAGACGAAACAGAUUAUGUCUACUUUGAGAACUCCUCCAGUAACCCGUACCUAAUCAGAAGGAUAGAAGAACUCAACAAGACUGCAACUGGCAACGUGGAAGCAAAAGUAGUGUGCUUUUAUAGACGACGAGAUAUUUCCAACACGCUUAUAAUGCUUGCAGACAAGCAUGCUAAAGAAAUUGAGGAAGAAUCGGAAACAACAAUUGAGGCAGACUUGACUGAUAAACAGAAGCAUCAGCUGAAACAUAGGGAGCUCUUUUUGUCGCGCCAGUAUGAAUCUCUACCUGCAACUCAUAUCAGGGGAAAAUGCAGUGUUGCCCUUCUGAAUGAGACAGAGUCAGUAUUGUCAUAUCUUGAUAAAGAGGACACCUUUUUCUACUCAUUGGUCUAUGACCCUUCAGUGAAAACACUGUUAGCUGACAAAGGUGAAAUCAGAGUGGGGCCUAGAUAUCAAGCAGACAUUCCAGAGAUGCUCUUAGAAGGAGAAUCAGAUGAGAGGGAACAGUCCAAAUUGGAAGUUAAAGUUUGGGAUCCAAAUAGCCCACUUACAGAUCGACAGAUUGACCAGUUUUUAGUUGUAGCACGUGCUGUGGGGACAUUCGCUCGAGCCCUUGAUUGCAGCAGUUCGGUGAGGCAGCCGAGUCUGCAUAUGAGCGCAGCUGCAGCGUCUCGGGAUAUCACCCUGUUUCAUGCUAUGGAUACGUUGUAUCGGCACAGCUAUGAUUUGAGCAGCGCGAUUAGUGUCUUAGUACCACUUGGAGGACCUGUUUUAUGCAGAGAUGAAAUGGAAGAGUGGUCAGCCUCCGAAGCUAGUUUAUUUGAAGAGGCACUGGAAAAAUACGGCAAAGACUUCAAUGACAUACGUCAAGACUUCCUCCCUUGGAAAUCAUUGACUAGCAUCAUUGAAUAUUAUUACAUGUGGAAAACUACUGACAGAUACGUGCAGCAGAAACGUCUAAAAGCAGCAGAAGCCGAGAGUAAACUGAAACAAGUGUAUAUCCCAACUUACAAACCAAAUCCCAACCAAAUAUCUGCCAGCAAUGGCAAACCUGGUGCUGUGAAUGGAGCCGUGGGGACCACAUUCCAGCCACAGAAUCCCCUUGUAGGGCGAGCCUGUGAGAGCUGCUAUGCUACACAAUCUCAUCAGUGGUAUUCUUGGGGCCCACCUAAUAUGCAGUGUAGAUUGUGUGCAACCUGUUGGCUCUAUUGGAAAAAAUAUGGAGGCCUGAAAAUGCCCACCCAAUCGGAGGAAGAGAAGUUAUCUCCCAGCCCAACUACAGAGGACCCCCGUGUUAGGAGUCACAUGUCUCGCCAGGCCAUGCAGGGGAUGCCAGUCCGAAACACGGGGAGCCCAAAGUCUGCAGUGAAGACCCGCCAAGCUUUCUUCCUUCACACUACAUAUUUCACAAAAUUUGCUCGUCAGGUCUGCAAAAAUACCCUCCGGCUGCGGCAGGCAGCAAGACGGCCGUUUGUUCCUAUUAAUUAUGCUGCCAUUAGGGCAGAAUAUGCAGACAGACAUGCCGAGCUAUCUGGAAGUCCACUGAAAAGCAAAAGCACUAGAAAACCUUUGGCAUGUAUCAUUGGGUAUUUAGAGAUCCAUCCUUCGAAGAAACCUAAUGUAAUCCGAUCUACACCAAGCCUGCAAACCCCCACUACCAAGCGGAUGCUAACCACGCCGAAUCACACGUCUCUGAGCAUUUUGGGGAAAAGAAACUACAGUCAUCACAAUGGCCUGGAUGGCUCAUGAAGUGAAGGCCCAGCUCUGUUCCA